AUUAAUUCAAUAUGAGACACAGCAAAGUAAGCUAUUUGCUUCACGGGUGAGCGUGUUAAACGCUAAAAAAAUAAAUAUAAAAGUAAAAAAAAAAAUAUAAAAUCGAAUCAAAACUAGAUGAAAAGUUUACAGUCUCUACUUCCACAUUGUAUGCAAACUUUAGUUUCUGUUUUCUUUAACUAGAAAAUGUUAAUUUGUUAACAAACGAGUGAUUUAUAAAUAUCGGGUGAAAAAAUAUAUUGGAAAUAUUGAAAAAACCUACAUUUGUAUAGUGGAACUAAAGUUGUUUUAUUUUUGGAAAGUAAUUGAAAGUGAGAAAAGUAUUGAAGUUGUGUUAAGAAGAAGUUGAGUCCACUUGCGGUCCAUCAAAAACAAAAAACAAAAAAAAAAAAGAAAACAAAUAAAGCGAAGGAAACAGGGAAUAAUAAUACAAGAACUUACCAUUAUACAUAAUUACAAUAUUAGUAAUGUUAUUUAAUGUGAUGGCUUAUAAUGCUGUUAGUUAUUGUUACGAUACAUCGGAUUUUUCUUAUAGAUUAAGGCCCCACGAUUUUGUGGGCCCGCCAGAACUUCUGUUACUAAUAGUUAAGUAAAGCUGAAUAACAAGUUCAAAGUAAAAGUAAUAAAUAAAAACCUUUAAAAAAAAAUCUUUGCAAAAAAAAAAAAAAUUAAAACUCAUUUAUAAUUAAAUUCGCUUUGAAGCAGCAUUGUAGUCCUUAUGUUGCAAUCAGGCAUAAUCGUUGUUGAAAAACCUCCAUCAAUAGCAACUCAACAGCAAAAGCAAAAACCAAAUCACGAAAUUCAAUAUGUCGAAUAUUACGAGCCAACUGAUCCGCCUCUUCAGCAUCAUCAUGCAAUCGUUCUGGAUAAUGUAAGUGUAACCCAUACGCCUAAUAAAAAUCAGUUUAAUAUUAAUAAGCCAACUAUGUCGCAGAAUUUUGCAUUACCACACAAUCAAUCCACACAAAAUAAUCAUCAACGAAUAACUCAAAUGUUACAAUUAAGCGAACAACCUAAUGCUGCUACAACAUCUAAUAUUAUAGUACCAACAGCGGAUUUUGCAUCAAAUCAAAUUUUUAAAAUAGUGAGUACAGAUGGUGCAGGUGGUAUAGAGAGUCGGCAAAUGUUUAUAGAUGCAUCAACGAAUUCUAAAAUGUUGCUUGGUAAUAUAACGAUGUUGCCAAAGCAAGUAGGAAAUGCCACAAAUGCAAAUAAUAUCAGCGUAUUGCCAACUCCACAAAAUAAUCAGCAACCGCAAACUAUAAAUUUUGUAGGUACGAAAAAUAUACCAUACAUUAGCGGAGGAAAUACAGCUCAAUUGAAUGGUAAAAAAUUUCCUACGAAAAAUGCAAAUGUCAAGAAUCAAAUACAAACGACAGGUACAUUUGUCCAGCAAACACCGCAGCAUGUGGUGCAUAAGGUAAAUGUGCCAACGAAAGUGAUUUCACGUAUGCCGACCAUUGUACAACAAGCCACAAAUAACACCAAUCACAAUAUCACACAACAACCAUCAACAAAUCAUCCGUAUGUGGUAUCUCAGUCACACAAAUAUGUAACUGCUAGCAGCAGUAAUAUACCAAAGAUUGGUAAUAUUAUAAAGAAGAAUGUAAAUAAAAGUUGUCAGAAUAAAAUAUCCGCUAAUAAUACACAGCAACAAGGCACUGUAAAAACGUUUAUAGCUCAGCAAGCCUAUCAAUACCAUCCAAAUAACAAUAAUAAAAUCACUAAAACUAAAUUACUUAAACAAUUAGGCAAUACCACUGGUGGCGGAGUCUCAAUUGCAACAUUGCCACUGCAGCAGAGUUUUGGUACCUAUACGAUAAACUCAAAUAAAUUAAAUAGCAGUAAUCAAAAUAAUGCGACAACUAAAGUUACUAAAAUGACUAACAACAAAUUUAUAAUGCAAAAUCAGCCGCAACAUGUUGCUACAUUACCGCAGGGUACGCAACUACAACAUAAAACUAUGCAGGCUACACAGCCACAAAGUAAUAUUGUUGUACAACAGCAAAUACUUCCAAAUUCGAUAGUUGGUGGCAAUAGUAAUUCAAGCGCUUCCAAUAGUAACAUUAAGUAUGUUAAUUCACAAGGUGCUGUUAUACAACAACAUCAAACACAUCCUAGCUCACAGCAUAGUCAAAAAUAUCGCCAACAGUUUCUGGAGACGCCUGUCUGUAUACAACGUGAAAAUAAUACAGUGACGAAUAAUGCAUCUUCUGCAAUCAGUAACUAUCAGACAGAACUCGAUAUGACCGAUGAGAUGUCUGCGCGCAUUCUACAAAGUAUGGCCCAAAAACAUUUUAAUAAGCAACAAGCACAACAUCAUCAGCAAAAACUCAAAGUAUUGCCAUCGCAGUCACAACCCCAUUAUAUAAUACAGAACUCGCCGGGCAGUACAAAUAUUGUCUUGUCUCCGAACGAUUUUUCUACUUAUAAUUCCCAACAACAAAAUUCUUACAUGCCUAUCUCUGCGAAGACAUUAAUAACAAAUGUUGCUAGCAAUUCAGCGCCGUCAAUUUCCUUAUCAAAUGCAAACGCAGAAAAAAAUCACAGUACCUCUGUCAAUAGAUCACAAUCACUAGAACGGAAACAACUUGAUACGAAUUCUGCGAAAAGGGCAACUGAGUUCAUCAAAAACAGCAACGCCAGUUCGCCUGUCUAUCGAAACAAUAAUAAUUUUAAUGGAUUAAGCGUUGGGGCUCUACCAACAACAGAAUCAGUUGCUUUUAUACAGUCAAUUAAGCAGAAUACUGAUACCACUCUUAUAUCGACUAAUAGUUACAGUGCUAAUACUACAGCAAACUUAUCUCAGGAUGACGAUAUUAUUGGUGAAGAAGUAAGACCAUUGCCCAUUACAGAUGAUGUAAAAUUACAUUGUUUACAUGCGGUGUGGCUUGAUCAUACCUAUGCAAAUGCAGCGCCGACACGUUUAACAACGGAAGCUGUGAACAAUAAUGCUAAUAGCAGUACAUUACAUAAAACUGUUAGCAAUAGUGGACAUAUAGAAGCACAACCAAGCUCAUCAUUGGUUGCUAAUCCAGUAUCAAAUAAUUGGACAUUGGGAGGAAUCAGUGCUACAUCUGCAAAUAACGCACCUAGUGAUAUUACAGUAAUAACUGUACCCAAUUCUCUAACGUCGACUUCAAGCGGAACGCCAUCAGUAUAUUCAUUAUAUGGACAACAGAUAACGAGGCAGCCUCAAGACGAUGACGCACAUUCAGCUAUAAGUAAUGGUUCACGAGUUGCAACUGGUGAUAUAGACCCUGGAGAAGAAACAGAGACGGCGCCAGAAGCUGAAGCGGAAGAUGACUCUUUAACUCGUUGUAUAUGUGAUUUGACCCAUGAUGAUGGUUACAUGAUUUGUUGUGAUAAGUGCUCUGCAUGGCAACAUGUGGAUUGCAUGGGUAUUGAAAGACAUAAUAUUCCUGAAGAAUAUUUGUGUGAAAUAUGUCAACCAAGGCCUGUAGAUAAAGUACGUGCUCGUCAAAUACAAUUAAUGAUACGCAAAGAGCAAGCCCUUUCCAUGCAAUCGGGCGUAUCUACUUUAGUAGAUGCUGCAGGUGUUAUUGCUGCUUCAAAAAUGCAUUUUAAUGAGAAUAUAAAUAGACCUGGUGCUAAUAUAUCACAGAAGGAUACCUUGCAAAAUAGUAAGAAUAGUGGAGUGUUAAAAAAGGGUAAGGUUCUUAAGAAAACAAAGGAGACUGGCGUUAAAAAACUCAAAAGAGAAAAAAAUGGUGAAGUAUUUUCUAGUGGCAAAAAUAUUCGCAAAGAAACAAAGAAAAAUACCAAACGCAAGUCCAAAACAACAGAAAAUAGUGCACAUCCAGUUAAACAAUCCAAUCAUAUGAGUAAUUUAAUAGAGCAUUAUGAACAUGCCAUGACGAACCACUACUCUCAACAGUUGAGAGCGCGAAUUUAUUCCUUGACAAAAGUUCCAAGUAUAAUGCAGGCCAUAAAUAUGAAGAGCAAUGAGUUGUUGAAAGACUAUCGAAAUUUCGAAAGUAAAGCUACAAUAGUACCAUUUGCUGGUGGUAAGAUAUUGAUAAGUAAUCAAGACAUAAAAUCUAAUUCGCCAAUUGUUGAGUUGCUGGGAAAAUGUAUGCUUCAAGAGCAAUUUAUAAGUCAAAACAGUCAUGCAUAUAUAAAUGAUCCACCCGUAACAACUAAUCCACUGAAUAAGGUGCAUAAAACUCCUGGUCCGUUUGUAUUUUUUUAUCACCUACCAAAUGUAGAAGAUCAUACAAUUGAAGGAUCAACGUUAACUCAAUUGCAAGGCCAAAAAAUCUGUAUUGACUGCAGAACUUAUGGCAAUGAAGCUAGAUUUGUGAGGCGAUCUUGUCGUCCUAAUGCUAAAGUACAACAUAUUGUUGAAAAAAAUGCUGUUCAUUUGUUUAUUGUAGCAACUACUGACAUACGGGCAAGUACAGAAAUAACUAUAACUCAUGAGCCACAUGAUUUACUAGCAUUGGAAACCCCGAAAUCUAGUAAUAUUUCUGUGAUUUCAACAAGUACGCCUUGUGCUUGUACUUGUUUUGUUUGUCCUUUUGUAAACACGACUUCAAAGACAAAUCGCAGAAACCGUAAUAGUCCAGUGUCAAGUGUGAGUGUGGUGACAACUAACACAACUAUGGGAAGCUCGAAGAAGAAGCAAUUGAAUAACCGAAACAGAUCAACAUCCUCAUCAACAUCAUCUAGUGGAGACAGUACAAUCGGUCUUAAUAGCCCCAACAUUAUUAAUAAUUUAUAUAAAAACAAUAUGAUUGGAAACAAUCCUAGAGCCGCCAAUAGCAAUUCGAAAAAUGUAUUUCCUAUGGUGGGGACUCCCAAAAAUAGCAAUGGCAAUUUACUAUCAGUUCGAAAUAAUUUAAAUGAUUCGUCGCCUUUUAUAACAAUCUCACCGAUACAACAACAACAACAAAAGUUACCAGUUUUGCAAAAUUCUGUAAUAGAUGCAACUUUAACAGAGCCAACCCUUGUUAUACAAACAAAUCAACAAAUUAUGUCAUCUCUGCCUAGUAGUAUGAUUGUAUCACCGCAUCAAAUUCAAUUGCCGCAGCAACCACAAGUAUUGCCUGUUGUACAGCAAGUGUCACUUACAGUUGCAGUAGCACCAGAAACUGUUACUGCUUCUGCAACUCCUACAAAUACUUGUAUUGUUGCAUCAUCUAAUUUUGAGGAAGAGAAAGUAGAAAAACCUAUGAUUGCUCAACUACAGACACCAGUGUCACCAAUUCUGUUACAAACAAGUCCAAAGCAUCAAGAUAUUGCGGUGGAAUUGCCAUUAUUACCACAACAGCAACCAGUUCAGACUGUAGUAAAUUCUAAUGAUGCUACAAUAGAUGACACACUUGCAGCGUCGGCUCUGCAAACACUUAAUUCUGCAAAUAAAUCAUCUACAGAAAUAGAACAAAAUAUAAGUAGUCAAGUAGUUCAGACGGAAAAAGAUGAAGUGGAUAUAGCUAAUCCACAACAGCAUGUGUCUCUAUCAAUUAAUAAUAAUAUAACAAUUCAAAAUGUACCUGUUCAAGAAAGUGCAAGUCAUAAACCGAUUCCCACAACUAGUAAUUCGUUGGUGGAUACAGGUCGCAAAAUUAAUACUAGAAACAGUCGUUUAACAAGCUGUUCAGAUGAUAUAUCUAAUGACUGUCAGUUAGGCACUGAAGAGGGUUCCAGUAACAUAAAUACUGUAGUAACAUCUACACCAAAUGUUGGACAAAAAUUAUCUCGUGAAGACAGAAAAAUGCAGGCGAUUAUACGUGCUAUAGAAAACAUGGAGAGAAAACAAAAGAAACAGUCUAAGAGUGCAGCGUCAAAACGUCGUGGCAGCAAUAAUAACAAUGGAAAUAGUUCAUCUGAGAUCGAACUAUUGAACUCGAAAAAAAGUUCCUUAACAACGCGAAAAAAGAAACGAAAGCCAUAUAAAUCUCAUCCAGUAAACGGUGCUCAACGUAAACGUCGUAAAAGUCGAAUUAACAGUAAUGAAUCAGAUGCAGACCAUGAUGCAGAUGCUGAAAAUGAUACCAUACCAAUGUCGGAAUGUGAAUCAACAUCUAUGCUUUCGCCACCAAUUCAAACAACUGCUUCAAACACAGCCUCAAGUGGUGACAUAAAUACUCCUGCACUUAUAACAUCUGCGCUAGCAAAUACUGAUACUUUUAUUAAUGAAUCUACAAAUGUUGAUCAAGCAGCUGGUUUAUUAAUGGCAUUUGCAAAUCCAAAUAAAAUUACAAAUUUAGAUUCGUUGAAUUAUCCCAUAGAAAAUCACCUGCCAGAAACACAAAAAGUUUUUCCAAACAUAAAUGUUUCCACUGAACGUUAUCUAAUAAAUAAUGAAUUUAAAUCACCACAGCGCUUAUCAUUACCAGUAGAAAAUGUUAUGUCACCACCAUCUACACCACCAACACAAAUAAGUUCAGCAUGUUUACUUAUAGAAGCGGCUGUUGGUCCAUUGGAAUCACUUGAUAGCGGCAGUAACACACAAUGUGAUGAUGGGUUUAAAUAUCCUGCUGCAUCUAGAACUAAAAAAGCAAUCACGGAUUGGACGCAUCAAGAUGCACAGUCAUCAUCACACAACUGUAAUUUAACAAACGCAUCGGGUAUAACCAUGGCAUCUACUCAUGCCGGAGUUCUUGGAUUGGAUUCAUUAGUACAAGCUGCUAUGUCAGAUUUUGCACCACAGCAAAACUAUACUGACAAAAUAUCUGACGAGUCUCAAAAUGUAAGCAUAGCUGCAAAAAAAAUUGAAGAAUUUAUAAAUCAAACUGAAGGAAGCAGUAGUCCACUGAUAACUUUAGAGGAACAAUAUACAGGUUUAACCACACAUUCUGUCCCUAAUAAGCAUUAUAAUGCGUUGGCAGAAUUAAAUGUUGAUAGUGCAGAACGGCAUUUACAAUUACCACUGCAAGUAAGUACAUGCAAUAAUUCUUCUGUGAAAAAACGUUGGUUACGCCAAGCUAUUAGUGAAGAAACUGAUGAAAGUGCUUUAACACCUUCUCCAGUGACACCGUCAACAACGUCGCCAACAUCACAAAUUAAUACUACUUUUCCAGUUAAUAACGGGUUUAGCACUCCACUUAAAAAACGCAGGUUGGUUCUUCGUAAUAAGGAUGAUGAUUUAAAUGAAACAUUGAAUUUGAAUCAAACAUCCCAAUUUGAAGGAACUAACGAAGAAGGAUCAUCAGAUUUAAAUAAAUCUGACAUAUAUGCGACAGGCAACAAUUCACCGUUACGAACAGAAGAGGUCGACGUUGUUGGUAAUAUAAAGACAGAAGAUGAAGCUGAAAUAGUAGAUGUUGGAACGGAUAUAAUACUACCAGUAAAUCACAAUCACGAUUUAAAGCAGGAAAAUGAUGAAGAUAUUAAACCAAUACUAUCAAUAGAGAGUGAAAAGAAAUCUGAAAUUAUUUUAGAUCAAGAUGACGAUGUUGAUAUAUUACGUUCGCCAAGUCCAGGACAAAAAAUAGUUGCUGAAGAUAAUCUUGUAAAGAUUGAACCAGAGGACACGAAUUGCUGUGAUGAUGUUAAAAUUGAUGUUGAGAGGGAGGAAAGUAUGACUGGCGAUAAAUUUAAAGAGUUUGUGGAUAUUAAGACUGAAGAAAAUAAAAAUGAAACCGUUAAAAUUAAGGAUGAUAUAAAUAUAAUAGAUAACACAUUAGAAAAUAAUGAUAUUAAAAGAGAGAUCGACGUGGUUAAUAGUAGUAAUAUGCUCAAAAAUGAAAAGGAAAUGCAGUUACAGUUAUUUGUGGAUGAUCAAAAAACAGUAUUACAAGAGAGCGGCUCUAUAAUUAAAAAAAUAGAACAACAAAUACCUUCAGGUGACCAAACAACAAAACGAAAUUCUACAGAAAUUAUGCCAACUUCAAAUGAAGCAAAGAAGGAAUCUAUUACAUACACGUCCAUAUCUAAAAGAGAGCGAAAAGAUCUUUCUGAUGAUGAUAUUAAAGAGCGCCUGCAUAGCUUUCAUAAAGAGAAUAUUCUAUUUCUCCAGUCUCGUAAUAAAAAAUCAAAAUCAGAAUCUUCAACAGUAUCGACAGAAAUAAAGUCUAAGCAUGAAAAACGACGUAACGAAAAAUCAACUUCUUCUGAAACUUCUGUGACAAAAAAGUCACAUCAUAGUUCCGCGUCUAAGAAAUCACAUAAAAAGGAACGAAGUCGUAGUUGCAGCAGUAGUGCCACUUCUAAAAUGAACGUACAAAAUGUACGUAGUGAAAAUAGUAGUACCACGCAUACAGCUACUGCAAACAAAGCAGAUACAGAAACUAUAGAUAUUGUCGGAAUAAAUUCAUCAUCUUUAUCAAAUAAAAAAACAAAGUCACUUGCCAACACUACACAUGCUAAUACUACUUCUAUAGAAAAAGAAAGAAAUCGCCACCGAUCCUUUUCAUCGUCUUCAUCAGGAAAUUUAAACACAAAGAAACGACAAUUGAAUUUCGAUCAAGAAUUGAAUAAAGAUAUUGCAACAAUUUGUACUAAAAUUAGAAAAGAUAAUAAAGAAGAUUCUGGUGCAAAUAGUACGAAAAAACGUCGUUUGUCAAAUUCCUUAUUGAAUGAACGUGAAGAUAACCGAAAUUGCAUUAAUAAUUCAAAUAUUAAGAUUAUAAAAUCUCAAUCGGCUUCUUCUGUAAUUUCUUCAAAUACGAAAAUAUUAGAUAAAAUAUACGAAGCAUCAAUUAAAGAUAAAACUUCUACUAUAGCUAGCGUUAGUAAUAUUUUACCAGCGACAACAACAACAACACCGACAAAUGCAAUAACUGCUGGUGUUAGCCACAUAAAACAACCUACACAACAACAAUAUAGAUCCUUAACUCAGCAAACGUUAGAUGAGGGCUGUCAAGCACCUGCACCAAUUGUUAAUGAACAUAUUUCAUUACCAACUUUCAACAACAUUGUUUUAACAGGAUCUAGUUUUAACAAUUAUGUUGGUGGAACAUCCACACCAGCAACAACUACUAUUCCACCGAAUAACACAAUGCCAUUAUCACAAGUUUCAACAAAUAUAGCGUUACCAAUAAUUGAGUCUGCAAUAACUGUAGCGGGUAAUCAAAGUCAAGCAUUAAACGGCAAAAGUAAUAUAUCAACAUAUGCUCCAGCUAAUCAUAACUCUAUUUAUGGAAAGUUACAAGAUAAUGUAAAUCAACAGCACUCAAAUUUAACAUCGACGCAAACGACUCCGUCAAACAGCGCAUUACUAAGUCUGCCAACAACUAUUCAUGCAGAUAGUCAUGUAGCUCUUAUCGAUACGAAUGUGAGAAGUUUUAGCACUCUAGGUAAUUAUCAACAGCAGCAUUCAACUUUAUGUACAUUAGAUACGGGCAAAUAUUCAAGUGAUGGAGUUAGUAAUUCAACUAUUACUACAGAAAAAACAACAUUAGCAGCAAUAAAUGCAAAUACCUCGAACAAAUUUUGCACACCUUUAAAACAAGUGUCUAAGGAUCCACGUUUAAACCCAACAUUAAAUACUCCUGAUCCACCACCGGUUCCAAAACGUAAACUAUCAAUACUUGAAUAUCGGAAGCGCAUGAAAUUAUCAACUUCCGAAUCAAGUACCAGUGGUAGUAUGCCUAGUACGCCAAUCACACCUGAGACUCCUUCAGGCACAAAUACAGUUUCUAAUAAUUUAUUGACUACUGGUUUAAGCUUUAAGACAAGUACUGAUACGGAACUGAAUGCAUCGGUGGAACGAGUUGACUUGGAUAUCACAACAAAUAUGCAAAAAUCAUGCAAUAUGAACUCUAAAGAUGACGUAUUAAGAGGUCAGUUUAGUGCAGAACCUACUCUAUUGGAAAAACAACAAGAAAAGUAUUUAGAGGCUAGACAAUUUAAUGAAAGUGAAAUAUCGUUAUUAGACAAAACUAAACUACAUUUUAGUUUAAGCAACACAUCGAAUUUGGAUAAUUGUCUUGACCCGAUAUCGUCAUCAUCAAGUUCGAAUUCAGUAUCUUCGUCACGAGAAUCAAGUCCAUAACAUUUAAAAAAUAAAGUUUGCAAUAUUGAAGUGCAGAACAUUUUAACAACGAUAAAAAAACCUAGUACUCACUGAACAUAUAAAUAUAUGCUAAACAUAUAAAUAUAUAUAUAUAUAUUGAAGACGAU
This is a messenger RNA of Teleopsis dalmanni, 10089 nucleotides long. RefSeq lists its product as uncharacterized. The transcript has 8 exons. Gene Ontology annotation, molecular function: protein binding. The record is from RefSeq and is a predicted model, not a curated record. Bases 719 to 9961 code for a protein of 3080 amino acids. NCBI's taxonomy places the organism in Eukaryota, Metazoa, Arthropoda, Insecta, Diptera, Diopsidae.